This is a messenger RNA of Oppia nitens, 1119 nucleotides long. Its product is annotated as adiponectin receptor protein 2-like. Gene Ontology annotation, biological process: adiponectin-activated signaling pathway. The coding region runs from base 1 to 1119 and encodes 372 amino acids. The record is from RefSeq and is a predicted model, not a curated record. NCBI's taxonomy places the organism in Eukaryota, Metazoa, Arthropoda, Arachnida, Sarcoptiformes, Oppiidae. The transcript has 5 exons. Gene Ontology annotation, molecular function: signaling receptor activity. Gene Ontology annotation, cellular component: plasma membrane.
AUGUCAACUGAAGUGAUUACCAGUGCAUUGUCCGCCACUACCACUACUACUACUACUAAACAACGACAACAUGUACUAACCUAUAGGCUACCGGUGCCCAAACAACAACAACAUACCGACACCACUAAUCAACAACAUAGUAGUAGUAGUAGUAGUCAACCAUCACUACAACUAGUAGGUAGUGGUGAUGCACCUGGAUCUACAACAACAUCACCAACAAUGACAUUAAUUGAUAAAAAUGAGCUUCUACACUAUAAAYUGUUGCCGCACUGGUAUCGMGAAAACCAGUACAUACUGGACGGCUAUCGGCCGCCCAUACCGUCCAUCCGUCGGUGUCUGAAAUCGGUAUUCACUAUACAUAACGAAACUGUUAACAUAUGGUCUCAUCUAUUGGGUUGUCUAGUAUUUGUUGGACUAGCCAUCGAAAAGUUAGUCAGUUUAGACAACAAUCAACUAACACUAACUAYYGGCGAUCGGCUAGUGUUUGGCCUAUUUUUUGGCUCAUGUAUCCUAUGUUUAGGACUGUCGGCCAGUUUUCAUACAAUGAUGUGUCAUUCACAYGAUGUUUGUGUCAGAUUUCUCAGGUUAGAUUUUGUAGGCAUUACCCAGGUAAUAACGGCACACUAUAUACCCUAUAUCUACUAUGGUUUUCAUUGUGAGCCCGUAGCCCGUUGGUCGUACAUUGGGUCAGCCUUGGUAUUAGGUAUGGCCACCGGGUUUGUACAGCUAUCGGGCAUACUAUACCAGCCGGGCAAUCGGCUAUUGAGGGCCGGUAUGUUUGUAUUGUUUGCUAUGUUUGGUUUGCUACCAACUGUACACUAUAUGGCCAAACAUUGGUCGGACCUAUUAUCGGAUGCCGGCAACCGGUCGCUACUCAUAAUACCGGUGCUGUGUUUGGUUUUGAUGGCCGGACUACUGGUCGGCGGUACUUAUCUCUACUGUUCACAAAUACCCGAAAAAUAUUUUCCCGGUCGAUGCGAUUAUUUGUUUCAUUCACACCAAUUGUUUCACUUAUCAGUAUUGUUGGCAUUUAUGGUAUACUAUGUGGGCCUAAAUUAUUUGGUAGACUAUGUUAAACAAUUGCCGGCUGAUUAUUGUCAACACAAAUACAAUAUAUAA